Messenger RNA from Polyodon spathula (Mississippi paddlefish), 1263 nucleotides. RefSeq names its product transcription factor Spi-B. The record is from RefSeq and is a predicted model, not a curated record. The transcript is spliced from 6 exons. Gene Ontology annotation, biological process: regulation of transcription by RNA polymerase II; cell differentiation. NCBI's taxonomy places the organism in Eukaryota, Metazoa, Chordata, Actinopteri, Acipenseriformes, Polyodontidae. The coding region runs from base 430 to 1242 and encodes 270 amino acids. Gene Ontology annotation, molecular function: sequence-specific DNA binding; DNA-binding transcription factor activity, RNA polymerase II-specific. Gene Ontology annotation, cellular component: nucleus.
CCAUGGAGCAAACGGCAGCAAACACAAUAACACAGAGGGGCAGAGCCGCGGAAUAUUACACAGUUCCCAAAGUGGAAAGCGACCAGGAACUGCCCCAGGUAGCAGAUAAGAGGGGGUUGUUAAUCUGCUUGUCAGUUUGAUUGUCUGAGAAACUUUGCAUAAAUUGAUAAGAAUCAAAGCAAGAUUGGACGCCUGUUUGGCAGGGAACGUGAGGGGAUUUUGGGAGCAUGAUAUAAAGCUGCGGUACAAAGGAGUGCUCAGUGCAGGAGAAGUGACGGCCGGUACUGGAUGUAAUCGCCUUGCUUCCUCUUCUACACACACAGCAGCACAGCGGGUUUGCUCUGUUUUCCAAGAACGCAGUGAGAGGGUUAAUUCCACACUCCCAUUCAGUCCUGUUUUUAUUUCCUUUUCAUUCAAGAUUUAUUAAAGAUGUUGGCUCCCCUGCAAAAUGUUACUAUGCUCCCCUUCUCUCCCUGCUGUGAUGUCAGCACCAGCAGUGAUUCAGACUCGUCCAACUCGUUUGCUGCUGCUGACAUGGACCUGGAUGUCAUUGAAGAGUAUUUAAAUGAACAGAGAAGUGCGAGCACACACGUGGCUGAGGUCCAGCCCGAGCCAGGAGAGCGCUGCUGGAAUGAGGAAGAAACCCGGAGUAUAGAGAACAGCUGGUCUGGCCGGUUUCCCUACGAGUGGCAUCUUUACAGCACGCUUUCAAACCCCAGCUCUGAAUAUUGUGGGCAAGCGCAAGCCCCCGCCUGGCACAGCACUGCCAGCGUCGAGUGGGGCUGCUGCCAGUUUGGGUAUGAAGUGAGCCCAAGCAGCGAUUCAGACUCCCAGUCCAUGAUCUCUGCAUCCAAUGACAAUGACCUCCCCACCCUGGACAGAAGAGCAAAGAAAAUCAGCAGCAGCCCCCAGCUCUCGUCCCCCAUUGGUAAAAAGAAAGAGCGCCUCUUCCAGUUUCUCUAUGAGAUGCUCCAGACCCCGGAGAUGCGACCCUGUGUCUGGUGGGUUCAGUCUCACAGCGGCAGGUUUCAGUUCUCCUCACAGAACAAGGAGAAACUCGCCGAGAUGUGGGGGCGCAGGAAAGGCAAUCGGAAGACCAUGACUUACCAGAAGAUGGCCCGAGCGUUGAGGAAUUACUCCCGGAGCGGGGAGAUCUCGAAAGUGAAGAGGAAGCUCACCUACCAGUUCAGCGAUUUCAUUCUGAACAGACUACAGGGAGAGAUAAAAAGAGGGAGCAAGUGAUAGAGAGGACUGUCAGGGGAG